This is a messenger RNA of Nezara viridula (southern green stink bug), 402 nucleotides long. NCBI's taxonomy places the organism in Eukaryota, Metazoa, Arthropoda, Insecta, Hemiptera, Pentatomidae. The record is from the annotation of a GenBank genome assembly.
AUGACUGGUACAUGCAAGCCAGGAAAGCAGGAGGUGAAGAGCAGUGAUCCUCUAGCACUGGAACAGUUCUUGUCAGCCUUUCUGCUCCUGAUGGCUGGCAUCCUUCUCGCAGCAGCCCUCUUACUUUUGGAGUACCUUUAUUUUCGCUAUGUUAGGAAACAUCUUGCCAAAACAGACCGUGGAGGAUGUUGUGCCUUAGUCAGUCUAAGUAUGGGCAAAUCCUUAACAUUUAGAGGUGCUGUCUACGAAGCACAGGACAUACUCCGUCAUCACAGGUGCAAUGACCCUAUUUGCGACACUCACCUGUGGAAGGUGAGGCAUGAAUUGGACCUUGCCAGAAUCAGGAUACGACAGCUUGAAAAAGAAAUGGAAUCCCAUGGCAUUAAGCCAAGCAGGAGGUAA